AUGCUAGCCUCUGGCAAAAUAGUCCCCUCCACCAGCCCGGCAGCAGCACCGAUCCUGUUCGUGAAGAAAGCCAAUGGAAAACUGAGGUUAUGCGUAGACUUUCGUGGCUUAAAUGCUAUCACGGUCAAGAAUCGCUACCCCCUUCCCCUCAUGACAGAGUUGGCCGAUUCGAUGAAAGGAGCAGAGUUCUUCACCAAGAUAGACCUGAAAAAUGGCUAUAACUUGAUUAGGAUUGCUGCUGGCGAGGAAUGGAAAACAGCUUUCAGAACGAAGUACGGCCACUUCGAAUAUAGGGUCAUGCCUUUUGGCUUAACCAAUGCACCGGCGUCGUUCCAGGUCAUGGUCAAUACCAUAUUCAAGGAUCUUCUAGAUCAAGGCGUAGUAGUCUACUUGGAUGAUAUUCUAAUAUAUUCAAAGACUAAGGAAGAGCACACGACUCUGGUCUCGCCUAAAAAGGUGAAGGCAAUCACGGAAUGGUUACCACCCACCAAGGUCAAGGAACUUCAAUGUUUCCUCGGAUUUGCCAACUUCCUACGACGGUUCAUCCACAGGUACUCCGAAAGCAGUGAACAACAAAGCGCUUUCGACGAACUCAAGGAGAGGUUUACGUCUGCUCCAAUACUAGGACACUACGACGAACACCGUGAAGCGAUCAUAGAAACUGACGCGAGUGACUGGGCUGAGGCCGCAGUACUCUCUCAGGUGUUCGAGGACGGUAUUCUACACCCGGUAGCUUACCACUCUCGCAAGUUUAACGAGGCAGAGGUAAACUACGAGAUCUAUGACAAGGAGAUGCUCGCUAUAGUUUCUGCUCUCCUGACUUGGAGACAUUGGCUGGAAGGAACGGAUAUUCCUAUCCAGAUACAUUCGGAUCACCAGAACCUACAGUACUUCACAACGACCAAGAAGUUGUCGAGAAGACAAGCCAGAUGGGCUGAAAAGAUAGCACCUUUUCGCUUCAGGAUUCAUUACCGACCAGGCGAAAAGAAUGGCAAGCCAGAUGCACUUACAAGGCGCCCAGAGUUCGCUAUGGAAGGGGGAGUAAUGCGUGAACAACCCGUAAAACAGUUGCUCAGCGCAGAACAAUUUGUCAGAAAAUCACGGACCAGCGUAGAAACUGGCCUUGAAAUCAUUGGCAACCCCGAAGAAGAAUGGACUCCGUUGGAUCAGUGGUACGACAUACCAGGUACUGAGCUGCCUCAGCCACUACAAGACUGGUAUGAACAGGACAGACAAUGGGUUCGGAGAGUGUUCCGGGAUGAACCUCUCCCUGAUGCAAACCUUGAAGUCUUCGGGACAGAGGAAGCUGAUGCCGUAAUAACGGAGCUUGCCACUGAAUGGACCCCGGGAUCGAAUGAGGCCACCCACGAUGGUCGUUGGGUAGUGCCAGGAUACGCGGUCAGACAAGUCAUUGAAGAUCAUCAUGACAGACCCGUAGCGGGGCAUCUAGGAAGGGAUAAAACCCUCGAGUUGAUCGAUAGGAACUACUGGUGGCCAGGAAUGUCCACAGAUGUAGCCAAUUUCGUCAAGACUUGCGAUGUGUGUCAGAGAGCCAAGCAACGUCGGAGACACUUGUCACUCCCUCAACCCCUAGAGUUAGCCACCACACCUUGGACUGAUAUCUCAAUGGAUUUCGUAGUAGAAAUGCCAAAGGAGAAAUCAGGAUUCCGUAACGUAUUGGUAGUCGUGGACCGUUUUACGAAAAUGGCUCACUUCAUUCCAAUGACGGGAAUCAACGCGGAACAGACCGCUAACGCCUUUGUCAAGGACAUUUGGCGCUUUCACGGACUUCCUAGGAGCAUUGUCUCUGACAGAGGAACACAGUUCGUAUCGGCAUUUUGGGCUGCGGUCACAGAACGACUAGGGAUUCGUAGAAGACUCUCGACCUCGUUCCACCGACAGACGGAUGGACAAACAGAAAAGACCAACCAGCACCUCGAAUCCUACAUCCGGGCCUACACCGCCGGAACAGGAAAGAAAUGGAAGGACCUACUACCGAUUUGCGAGUAUGCAUAUAAUAAUGCGAAACACUCGUCGACAGGACAAUCGCCGUUCUACUGUAACUAUGGGUUCCACCCACGAACAGAUUGGCCAACGGAUGCGAAAAUCGGACAGCUGGAUGCUAAGGGAAGCACCUACCUGGAAGACCUUCUCCUAGCCCAUGAAUCAGCGAGAGACACGCUGCAGAAGACCUUUGACAGGAUGGCGUCAAGGCCAGGGCCAGCCGUUCAGCGGUUCACAAUCGGUCAAAAGGUCUUGCUGGAUACUCGGAACCUCGGCGGUUACAAUAAAUGGUCGGACAAGUUUACAGGCCCCUUCGAGGUCGCUGCGGCUGUAGGAAAUAGGGCUUAUAGAUUGAAUCUUCCGGCAGAAUGGAAGGUUCAUGACGUAUUCCACGAGAUGUUGCUGAGACCUUAUCGAGAGGAUCCCAACACGGGCAGGCAACAGAACACACGAAAACGACUCGCAACACCCGACCCUCAAGAGGCACUCUUAGAUGAGAACUUCAAACCAACCAUGAAUACUCGGCCCCAUACACGGAGUCAAGGGCCAGUCAUCGACUCGAGUCGGCCUCCGAAACGACAACGGACUAGGGAAGACUAG
Molecule: messenger RNA, 2604 nt
Organism: Morchella sextelata
Lineage: Eukaryota; Fungi; Ascomycota; Pezizomycetes; Pezizales; Morchellaceae
Exons: 3
Coding region: 1-2604 (867 amino acids)
Biological process (GO): DNA integration
Molecular function (GO): nucleic acid binding
Source: RefSeq, a predicted model, not a curated record